AUGGCUGCAAUAUUGGUUCUUCCUAGUGUUGGUGCGGAUAUUGUUUGCCAGGACCUUAUCCCUACACUGCUUCUUUGUUUAACCUAUUUGACGGCACCUGGACCCGCACAACCAGGUCCUGGUUGUUGUUCCGCGACUUUAAGUAUAUCCGAGAUUGCUCUUCAAUCUCAAGCCGACCUACAGGGAGUGUGCACAUGUUUCAAAUCAGUCGCAGAUUCAGGAACCUUCCAAAUUAACUUUGGCAACGCCAAAGCUAUCACCAAGGUUUGCAACUUGCCCGUUGAUAUCCCUAUCGACGCCAGCGUCGACUGCACAACUCUUACCAUUCCAAAGUCUCCUCCAUCUUUGGUUUCAGUUCCAGCUCUAGCUCCAAGUCUGGUUCCUUCCCAAGUUUUUGAUGAAUUGUUUCGUUAG
Impatiens glandulifera is the source of this 414-nucleotide messenger RNA. Its product is annotated as non-specific lipid-transfer protein 3-like. Gene Ontology annotation, cellular component: membrane. The transcript is spliced from 2 exons. Bases 1 to 414 code for a protein of 137 amino acids. Gene Ontology annotation, molecular function: lipid binding. Gene Ontology annotation, biological process: lipid transport. Lineage: Eukaryota; Viridiplantae; Streptophyta; Magnoliopsida; Ericales; Balsaminaceae. The record is from RefSeq and is a predicted model, not a curated record.